CCUCGUGGUGUGGGUUUGGGGUGGUGUCCGGGCCGGGCGUUUUGUUCCAGGUCCAGGGGAGCCUCAGGUUUGGGGGGGCUGUGGAGAAACGUGUUCCCAGAUUUCGGGGCGCCAUGGCACCGAGUACCCCAGCUUUGGGAGAUCCGUGCCACCACUGCUCCACGGCCAUGCUGGACGUGCCCUUCCUGCCCUUCUGUGCCUUCCUGGGAACGCUGGGAUUGCUCUGCGUGGCCAUGGUGGGCACCUGGUGCCAGCACUGGCGCGGGGGCUUUUCCCUGGACGGCAGCUCCCGGACAUUCAACUGGCACCCGGUGCUGAUGGUGAUGGGAUUGGUGGUGCUCUACGGCGCAGCUGCCCUGGUUUACCGCAUUCCCAACACUUGGAGCGGCCCCAAGCUUCCCUGGAAGGUGCUGCACGGCAGCUUGGCUUUGGGAGCGUUCGUUUUGACCGUGCUGGGGCUGGCGGCCGUGUUCUGCUUCCAUAAUUCCCAAGGGACGCCCAACAUGUACUCGCUGCACAGCUGGAUGGGGCUGGCAACUGUCCUGCUCUUCUCCUGCCAGUGGGCGGCGGGUUUUGGAGCGUUCCUGCUUCCCUGGGCUCCCACCUGGCUCCGGGCACUCUACAAGCCCAUCCAUGUUUUCUUUGGCUCCACCAUCCUCAUGCUGUCCGUGGCUUCCUGCGUGUCAGGAAUCAACGAGAAGCUUUUCUUCAGCCUGAAGAACGGGACCAUGGAGUACAAGCUCCUGCCGGCUGAGGCCGUGUUUGCCAACACCCUGGGGCUCCUCAUCCUCAUUUUUGGAGUGCUGGUGGUGGCUGCCCUGGCCAGGCCCAGCUGGAAGCGCCCGGAUUCCGACUCCCUGGACUCCCGCCAGCCCCUGCUCUCUGCUGAGCGCUGAUCCCAGGGAUCUCCCAGCACUCCCAAGCUGCAUCCUUGUGCCUCCACGUGCCAGCUCCUGCCUGGAUCCCGGGCCAUGCCAAACCCUGCGCUUGCCGGUGCCAUCCCUCAACGCCGCAGCUGGAGCUGCCGGAGCCUCGCUGGGACAAAGAGGAUCAUCCGGAUCACUCCCACUCCAGAGGAUCCGGCUCAGGGUGGAGACACUCAGGGACCUCAUGGACAUGGAAUAAAAUAUUGGCUUCUG
Messenger RNA from Pyrgilauda ruficollis (rufous-necked snowfinch), 1139 nucleotides. Its product is annotated as cytochrome b ascorbate-dependent protein 3. Gene Ontology annotation, molecular function: oxidoreductase activity. Lineage: Eukaryota; Metazoa; Chordata; Aves; Passeriformes; Passeridae. The transcript is spliced from 6 exons. The record is from RefSeq and is a predicted model, not a curated record. Gene Ontology annotation, cellular component: lysosomal membrane. Bases 114 to 896 code for a protein of 260 amino acids.